CCACUGCCGCAGACGAUGGACGGCGAGAGCGCCGUCCCCGCUCGCUUUGGCUCCUCCUCCUGCGCAGUUCGUGAUCCCGUCACGGCUGCGGGAGCCUUCGCGCCUCCCCUUCCGAGCGGCGCGGGGCGGUGCGGGAUGAUCUGGGCGCUUGGUCGCUGGCGGGCGCGGCGGCCCCCGCGCCUGCCCGAGCCCUGGAAGGGACUCGCACGACGUCGAGACCCGGAGGGUGCGGCGGGCGCGGAUCCGGAGAGCGAGGUGCCCAUUCCCUUCUCUAGCAGCAAGGCCAGUCCGCGGGUUUGGAGCGUCAGCCGGUCCAUGGGGAGCGACCACGAGAGGCCGUGGCUGAAGGUGUUGCCUUUCAGUGUGCUGUGCACGGGGCUGUUGCUCUGGUGUGUGUUCAGGGAAAAAACGGAGAUUGAUGAGCGACUGGAAGUGGUUUUCUCCGGCGAGAUCGUGGACUCUUUAGAUAUGGCCCAAGAAAGCAAUGCUCCCUUGCAGCUGCCGAAGGAGCAAUGAGGACGGGAAUGCGGCUACAGCAAAGGAGCUGCCAAAAGUUUGCUGGCAUUCACCUGGUUAAAAACUGUACCGACUCAUUAAUGGAAAAAAACUUGGGUUUUUUGAGUUUCGGCAGCCUUAUCCUGCAAGCUUGAUUUCUUCAUGACACUUUCUGUGCUGGUCUUACCUUAGUAAUUUACUUUGGUAGCAAAAGGUGUAGUUUCUUUCUGGAUUACACAGUAGGGAUGAACAAGACAUAUUGCAAUUCAACUUGAAUUUUAAUAUAAGUUUUAUAUAACCCAUCACUUUUCCAUGGAUCAUUUUUCUUAGAUGCUAGGUGUAUUAAAAAAUAUGAAAUCUGAAUGUCUUUAAAAUUGCUGCUGAAGGUGACCUUUGUUUGACAUUUUGGUAGUCAAUUUAUAUUUCAGAGCAAUUGUAAAUGUAGCCAUUAGUGUGCGAUUGUGGUCUGAUUUUUUUUUUUAAAUUCUGCUAAAUAACGUAGAAAUUACCUUCACAGGUUCGUGCUUUUGGGACUAGAACUUUUUAGGCAUGGCUGAUUCAGGUGAUCAUUACUGGUAGGAGAGCAUUUUGCAGAGAAUCAAAAUGAUUGGCUUGCAUUAUACUGGGGAGGAAACCCCUGGAUUCCUUGAACCAUAUAGUGCCUAGGCUUUUUCUGCAGAUUUUUAGAUGCAUACUCUGGAGACUUUUCUUGGAGAGGAGAAAUGUAAGAUACUAAUACAACUUAGUUCCCUUCAAAAUUAGAGGCAUUUUUUUUUUAAGCUUUCAAAUGUAAAAACAGAAGAUUGGUUUUGUGCCAUUAAAAUCCAUAAUUAAAAACCAAAAACUCCCAAAGAUGGCAGCAACUGUUAAGAUAGGCUGGAGUUGUGCAGAAAACUGGCGUAGGAUCAUGUUUAUCCAAUGCCACUGAUGAGUCUCUGAACAACAUGCACUGUCGUGGCAUUUGAUUUUGCCAUAGAGUCCCUCAGUUUAACCACACGAUGCCUAGUAAAUGAAUACACCUGAUUUGGUACUGCCACAAGGUUUAGUCUUGAUAUUCAACCUAUACUACAGUAGAAUAUUCCAAGUGAGGGGUAUGCAUUGGGGUGUUCUGAUGAAAAGAAGAGUGAUCCUGAAUUGCUUUUAUAUUGAAGCUAAGGUGUAAUACCUGUUGCUCUUGACUAGCUUUCUUACUCUAAGUUAUAUGAAAACAAUGAACCAAGCAACGUGCUGCUUUGUUUAAGGAAAUACAGAGCUGCCCCUUCAUGCGUGCCUUGUUUUGGGUGAUAAUAAGCGUUUAAUAAUAAAACUAUUCUCGUAGUC
Neopelma chrysocephalum (saffron-crested tyrant-manakin) is the source of this 1815-nucleotide messenger RNA. It is a transcript of the gene CUNH16orf91, whose product is annotated as chromosome unknown C16orf91 homolog. Bases 16 to 516 code for a protein of 166 amino acids. The record is from RefSeq and is a predicted model, not a curated record. NCBI's taxonomy places the organism in Eukaryota, Metazoa, Chordata, Aves, Passeriformes, Pipridae. The transcript is spliced from 2 exons.